Coprinopsis cinerea okayama7#130 is the source of this 3690-nucleotide messenger RNA. RefSeq lists its product as hypothetical. The transcript is spliced from 7 exons. The coding region runs from base 1 to 3690 and encodes 1229 amino acids. The record is from RefSeq and is a predicted model, not a curated record. NCBI's taxonomy places the organism in Eukaryota, Fungi, Basidiomycota, Agaricomycetes, Agaricales, Psathyrellaceae.
AUGGCAGUCCCAACAGCAACAGCGGCGGAGUCGAUGGAUGUCGUCGACGAGGAUGGUGGAAGGACCAAGGUUUAUAAAGGCAAGGUCACUCACAGGUCCUGGGCCCAAUUGCCGGAAGAAAUUGUGCGCUAUAUCGCGACAUAUUACUUGCUUUCUCUCGCGUCGACCUCUUAUAAUCCACAAACUUGGGAGACUCGUGAUCAUUGGCAACAACGAAUGGUCUACACAGUUUUACGCGACGGGGGCGCUCUCGAGAGGAACCUAAUGAGCGUCUGCAUGGGCUGGCAUAAAGCCCUCCAAAACCACUUAUUUUGGCAGCAAGCCGUGGCGCUAAUCGACCCCACGGACUAUUUCCUAUCUCACAUGUGGACCCAACCAUUACCCACCCCAUCGGCGGUCUCUCGGUCAGGUUCAAACAACCGCGGCUCGAGCGCUCUUCCACCGUUUCAACAGCUCGUCAGUGGAGCUGCACAACCUCCGCCCCCUGUUCGAAUAUCCUUCUGGAAACACCUACGCAGCAUCCUCGCAGUCAGCUGCUAUGUGUGCAGGAUCAACGCUCCGCCUAGUAAUAUCGGCCUAGGCAGUGUCCAUCACAGCAAGGACCGGCGUACGACCAUGUUCACCCCGUAUCUGGGAUGGGUCAACGUCUGCCGCGACCACGAACGGCGGAAAGCCGGGUUUUGUGGACUCUGUCUGCGAGAAGCGCCCAUUUUUGAGAGCGCAACCGCGAACGCAGUAUUGAGCCAAUAUGGAUUGAAUCAAGAAUCUCAAGCUCAUGCACAGGCUCUCGGCAGUCUUGUCAUGUCCGUGGCGUGUAUCGAAAAUGAAGACGAGGAGACUUGGCCCAACGUGGAGGCUACAUGUCGAACCUGUCGGUUGGAAUGGUUGUGGAGGAAAACCAACACGAACGAACGGGAUAGGGAAGCCGUCGCCGGUGGAGCAGCACCUAGAACCGCAUCAAAAGACGACUUCCCGCCCAACCUUGCCGCCAUCCUCCUCAGCUCCGAGGACUGGGAGACACGCCAGACGAUCGAGUGCUUCUUGGACCUAGGAGAAGGCACCAUCAAUGAUGUCCUGUGUUUGGCUCGCGAAAAGUGGUGGUUGCGAAAGUUUACAAAAUUGGGCGACAUGAUGCAGCAGGCGUUAGCGGCUCGGAGGUGGAAUGGUAACACCGAGGACAUGAGUGGGAGGGCGUCACCUGCGAGGGGCUACCAGGACCAUCAACACCAGUCUCAACAAGUCGUUCUACUCGAGGAAGCUGCCACGAUCACCAGUCGGACGUUGUCAUCAAGUGGAAGCGACAACGCUAGUGAGAUGGACCGAGAGGAAACACACUACGACAGCGCGGACGCGACUCCCGACCACCAGCGACGACCGAUCCUGCGAGAGGUAACCGACGAUUAUGAAUCCCUGGGAGACGAGGAAGAGUCGCUGCAGGAUGAUGACGAGGACGACGAUGAAGACGCGGCCCUCCUCCAGCGGGAGGAGAAUUCUGUCAAGGAGCUUGCCCUGGGCGAUUGGGCACGAGCACGGAUCUUGGAUGGGUAUUGGAUCAGUCCGGCCGAUACGUGGUACAACCUCGAUACAGGUUAUCCACCGCCGUCCGUCCGGUACCAAAAGGAGAAGCAGGGGGGCGGAGAGGCUAGGAAGGGUGAGACAUGGACGUAUGCGGUGCAUCCAUGUCCUUGGACGGUGGAGAAGGAGAGCGAUGGGGACAGUAGCAGGGUGGUGGAUACAGCAGAAGCGGGGUCCUCGUCAUCUGACGACCACGGCGAGAGCUGGGAGAACCAGGAAGAUGACAAGCGUAUGGAUGAAGAACAGGAGGACUCGCAUCCUCGUUGGAGCGUCGUCACGGCAGAAGUCCCGCCUUCGUAUACCCUUUGCGAGCAGGCGUUUCUCGCGCACCAAAAACAGCUCAGGCUUAUCCUCCUCCCCGCGAUGAGGAACAUUGUGCGGAAGCUGGUGAUGGAGUGCGGUGCCGCCGCUACGAGUUCGGACUUGGCGUAUCAGGUUACACACACCAAGAAAAGGAAGCUUGAAGAUCCAGCUAUCAUUGCUUCGAGGAUGUCGAUGGAGGAGGUUGUGAGGAUAUUGAGGGAAGAGGAGGGUGUGUGGUUCGAUGGCGUGGACUGGAUAGAGAGGAUGAAAAACAGGGAGGCCGAUGAAGGUGCCGGUGUGAGGAAACGUCCCAGGGCUUCCUACGAUGCUCACGACGCAGAUGGCACUGCUAACGAGCCCGAAGAGGUGGUUAAUUCUCCUCAUUCAUCGCCUACGACGGACGACGACGACAGGGACCCUUAUCGACCAGGCCAUACUGCCAAGGCGGCUUCUGCAUCUAGCGGGAGCGGGAGCGGAACAAGCCCCGUCUUAUCGACGACUACUCUGGAAACGACACCUUCGCCACCGAUGGCUCCGAGUAUGGCUUUGUCAAGCGAAGAUGCUUCGAACAAGGCUGCUGUCUCGCGAGAUGAGUCUAUCGAGGAUGGCGAUGCGUCUGAGGAUGGCGAACCGGUUCCCAAAAUAUUGAUUCCUGUGGCGCCUGUGCUGGAAGCUCCGAGAUUGCUCAGACCCAUUCCCUAUGUCCCAACGACGGUGGCGAGGUUCCCUCAGUAUACCAUGGAGGCGUUAAAGAUGGUCUGGCGAGAGGCUUGCGUGCCACUCUUCCACUGUCGGUGCAGUAUAUGCCAGCGAGCGGCGGCGGCUCGAGCGGCGGCUGAAGCCAAAGCUGAACGAGGCCACCACUCUUCUUACGUUCCCAGGUCUCCGCAAGAACCACGUCAGUACCAACCUACUUCUCCCAUUCGCAGGCCUGUGCCUACAAGUGACCAGCCAGCGGUCCGUAUCGUGUUGAAGAACGAGCAGCAUGAAUGGCAGGAGGAGGUGCAGGAAGUUGAUUUGAACGAGCUCGAGUUUGAUUCGGAUGAGGUGGUGGAGAUUGUGUUGCCUGAUCAGCAUGACGGGGGAGGAGGAGGUGGUGGUGUCGAGAACGCGGCGUACUACUUUCCUCGGGAGCGGGAGCAGCAUCAACAACAACGCGGGACUGACGAUGGGCAGCCCAAACUUGACGCUGAGCUCACCUUGACCGACGAAGAGUUGCGUGCUUUUGGGUAUACUCGAAGUGCGGAUGGAGGUUUGGUCUCCCUUGAGGAAGAUGACAACGGGGAUGGUCAAGGGGAAAUUGUCCAAAGCCCAUUACCGUCGGAGGAUAUUGGGGAUACCACCAGCAAUGCUGACAGCCCCGACAGCGGUAAUUCGUCAAGGAAACGGUCGUGCGACGAGCUCGAAGGUCCUGUCGAUCUGAGGGUAUCGAAUGACCCACUGGCUUCCCCGAAACGAGCUCGAUUAGCGACACCGUCUCCCGUCCAUGUCACCCAGGCUCCCCAGACGCCUCGAAAACGACCAGCCGAAUCUCGUCUUUCGCCACCCCGAACGCCUGCCAGACGCCGCAAGUCGCCAGCUCUGGAGGAGGCCAUUGAUCAAGCUGCCACACCACCACCACGUUUGACGACCACAGACCUCGAGAUCGGGUCACGACCGAUGAUACGCAAACGGAACAGCGAAGAGUUGGAAGUGGGCGAUGGAGGAGAUGCGGACGGAGUGGCACAGGCACAGAAGAAGGCCAAACUGGGUGGGUCGACGAUCAUUCAAGAUGUCGAGAACCCACUUGCCCCGCCGGAUCUCGGUGCUUGA